Strongylus vulgaris is the source of this 237-nucleotide messenger RNA. Lineage: Eukaryota; Metazoa; Nematoda; Chromadorea; Rhabditida; Strongylidae. The record is from the annotation of a GenBank genome assembly.
AUGCCUGCCGCAGACAAUGCUUCUAUUCGGCCUAGAUUUACGUCAAUCAUAAACAUAUCAAGCUGGUCCCAACAUGAAAAAAUUCCGGAAAGUUCUCUCCCACCCCGUAUCGUCGUCGACGAAGAACCGGGUCGUACGGGCGCCAUCGUCGUUGCGCGCCGCCACCACUUAGCCACGAUCCGUCAUCGGCCACGAUGCGGGUAUAUGUAUGUGGAUACGGUACGUGACGAUGGGUGA